Messenger RNA from Theobroma cacao (cacao), 1481 nucleotides. RefSeq lists its product as uncharacterized. Gene Ontology annotation, biological process: tRNA-type intron splice site recognition and cleavage. Lineage: Eukaryota; Viridiplantae; Streptophyta; Magnoliopsida; Malvales; Malvaceae. Gene Ontology annotation, cellular component: tRNA-intron endonuclease complex. The record is from RefSeq and is a predicted model, not a curated record.
UUACAAUAUAAAACUUGUUACCCUUUUCCCUUUUGAAGAAAAUGACCAAGAAAAGAGAACCCUACUCAGGUGCUUCUUCCUCCUCCAGCUUCCUCUUCUAGCUUGAAGUCCGAAAUUGUCGCUUUAAAUCUAUUUCUUCUUCUCCUUUCUUUUCUUCAUCUUCUUCCUCUUAUUCUUCAAAUUGGGUUAGGGUCUCUUCUUCAUCUUCUUCAAAUCUGAAUUUAGGGUUUCUUUUAUUUGAGUUUAAGGUUCUUCUGCUUCUUCUUCUUCAAAUUUGGGUUUGGGGUUCAAUAAGUUCCGUCUUUAUCUUUUUUUUUUUUUAUUGUUGGAAAACAAGAUCUAGCCAUCGAGAGAAGAAUCUUUCACAGCAAUUGCUGUAAUUAUAAUGGAUGCCGAGGAUUGGGAAAGUUGUUCUGACAAUGAGAUCUAUCUGCAAGACAGAAACGAGGAUGAUGGUGAAGAGAGUUACUACUCAUCUGGUUUUUUAUCCAAAUUACAAUUUAGGAAAGAUAUUUCAAAGGCCCGAUGGAUUAAUGAUUUGGCUAUGGCUGAAGUUGUUGAAAAGAAGGGUAAGAUGUGGGUGACUAUGGGGAUAGUUCGUAGUGGCAAGACAUAUUGCCUCAUUGAGGAAACUCUGUUUUUGAUUGAAAUAGGGGCAUUGCAUCUUUUGGAUGAAAAUGGUAUAUGUCUUUCCUUAAAAGAAGUAUAUGAGAAGCUUUCAGAUGAAAGUGGGUGCUAUUGGGAGCUUUUUGAGGUUUAUAGACACCUCAAGUCUCUUGGUUAUAUAGUUGGGCGUCACGGUAUCCCUUGGUCUGUGAAGGGUCUAAAGAUCAAAACUGGAACCUGUUCACUUCAGGGCAGUGAAGAGAGAAAUGAGUUGCUAGAAAUGGAGCCUAAAGACACGAGUAUCAUCAUUGAUUUGUUCGAUAAUAUGCAGAUUAAUGAAGUGAGUCCAGCUUUUGAUGUUUAUCUUCCAAACAGCAGGUUUAGAAAGUCUUCUCCGGGUGAUCCAAGUUUUUUCCUGUACUUAAGUAGGGGCAAUCCACCAUCCAAAGUAGAAAUUGAGGCCCUUGAGAGGAAGCAGGGUGUCGUCCCUUUGAAGUUUUGUCAUGUAGAGAAUGGGCGUGUUAGUUUCUUCUCCUUUGAUAGGGUGGAGCUUGCUGUCUUACCUUAAAAUUUCUUGCUGUCUUACACAACUGUUACAGCAAAAGAAGUAAGAAGAUAUUUAUCUUGGCUCUAACAAUUCUUGGAGUUGCAAGCCGUGGAGUGGCGCUCAAUUCGUCACUUUUUGCAAAAGAUGAACUCAAUUCUCUCAUACUUGGUUUCAGAAGAAUGUUUUAUCUUUGUAUAUACAAGAUGGGAUUUAUCCUUGUCACCUUCUCUAAUUUAUCUUUAGUUACCCAUUAAAACACAUACAAGAUGAGGCAUUAAGAACUUUAUGUGAGGUAUAAAAGCUUAGCAAACACAUGAUUUACUCGUUA